Messenger RNA from Parastagonospora nodorum SN15, 552 nucleotides. RefSeq lists its product as hypothetical. The transcript has 3 exons. Bases 1 to 552 code for a protein of 183 amino acids. NCBI's taxonomy places the organism in Eukaryota, Fungi, Ascomycota, Dothideomycetes, Pleosporales, Phaeosphaeriaceae. The record is from RefSeq and is a predicted model, not a curated record.
AUGUCGUAUUGCGCUGACCACUCGUAUCUUCAGCUUGCGGUACUGAGCUUGCGCUUCGACCUUCUAGAUUAUCUUGAAAGUCAAGGUAUCGGACAAACCGCCCUGAGGCUACUAAGGAAUGAGGGGGAACAGUCAACAGAACAUGACUGGUCUUGCUUUUCCAUACCGCAGAUGUUGCAACACCUCAUCGAGCUCGGCGCUCCCAUCGAGAAACCUUUCUUUGGUGGGAAUGCAAUACACUCCUCGAUGUGGAAGAUGCUCAGCAUUCUCAUCAAGCAUGGGGUCGGUCGCCACGACCUGGGUGUAAAUGGCUUGACACCAUCGAUGCUCGCUCGGGUCAAGUGGCAUUGGGCUGCGUGGUGCGAAGCGUUAGAGCGCAACAAUUUGCGGAUCGAGGAUGUUCUCGAGAAAGAGGCGAAUACAUGGCUGUUGGAUGACAACUGGAAAGUAGUCUGGAGAGAUCGUCUUUAUUUUCGCUGGGAAUAUCUCGAUACUAAUUUCGUGGAUGACAUUCCGGAUAUCCAUCCUGUUUCGAGGUGGGUCACCAAAUAG